Messenger RNA from Anopheles moucheti, 833 nucleotides. It is a transcript of the gene Alr, whose product is annotated as FAD-linked sulfhydryl oxidase ALR. Bases 159 to 716 code for a protein of 185 amino acids. The transcript is spliced from 2 exons. Gene Ontology annotation, molecular function: flavin adenine dinucleotide binding; flavin-dependent sulfhydryl oxidase activity. Gene Ontology annotation, cellular component: mitochondrion. The record is from RefSeq and is a predicted model, not a curated record. NCBI's taxonomy places the organism in Eukaryota, Metazoa, Arthropoda, Insecta, Diptera, Culicidae.
UGGAAAUUUGGUUUACGUUUCGUGGUGCUAAAAUUACAUCACAUUGUCCCACCGGUUGAAGCAAAUGUUACCGUGCCCGCCAUCGCAGUGCAGCGCUGAAAACGGUGCCGAGCGUAAACAUUUCAACAUCCUAAAUUAUUAAUCCAUUUGUGGCAACAAUGCCUACAGCAGAACCACUACCGAACCACCACCAGAAUGGCAAAGAACCGGCGGCACCUUGUCGAACGUGUAUGGAUUUUAAAUCAUGGUCGAAACAGCAACGUAAAUCGCUUAGUACAAGUACCGGAGCCAGCAGCGUUGCAAAAGCUUCCUCCGAUUCUGAUGUAGCGCAUCGGAAAACGGACAGCACCGACGAUCGGAGCAGUGGAUCGCCACCGAACUGCCCGCUCGAUAAGGAACAGCUCGGACGAUACACCUGGGGGUUACUACAUACGGUUGCUGCUUACUAUCCAACGGUUCCCACCGAAACGGAUGAACGGAAUGUGCGAACGUUUUUCACGUCCUUCUCAAAGCUCUAUCCAUGCGAAUACUGUGCGAAGGAUUUCCAGCUAGAGUUGAAGGAGAUGCCACCGGAAACAAAGUCCCAACACGCCCUAUCCCAGUGGCUCUGCCGGAUACACAAUCGAGUGAACGUGAAACUGGGCAAACCCGAGUUCGACUGCACGAAGGUGAACGAACGAUGGCGAGAUGGUUGGUUGGACGGGUCCUGUGAUUGAAACGUUUCGGCGCUCGGAUGUCGAUUUGAAAAAAAAAAAAACACACACACACAAAUGUAUUGUUCUUUUGUAUGAUAACACGUUCAUAUGUUUUAGAUUAUAUUUCUCUUAAGCUUC